GCUAUAGGCUUUUGUAGCAUACAUUAAAGUGUCCAUUAGACAUUUGUUUUUGGAUAAAAAAAAAGUGCUUUUAAUAUUAGACAGACUAGUGUCGUACUAGAAUAAAGAAUGUAAUAAAAAUAGAGGGAGAAUCGUAAAAGAAACCCACUUAUGGCAUGCCAUGUGUCAAAACAUAACAAGCGAAGUAUGUUUAUAUAGUAAGAAAACCCUUUUACCCUAAAUAUCCCAAAUUGUCAUAUGUUCUUUCCUUAUGUAGCUCUCUCUGCUCUUUCUCUUUCCUUUUUCUCUUUCGAUCAACAAAACCACAUCUCUGAACUGAACCAUUUUUCUUCUCCUCUUCCGGUUAUCGGAUUACCAGAUCUCGUUUCCCGCGAUCUGAUUUAUUCUUAGGUUUUUGACAAAAGCAGGAGCAGGAGAAGAAAAUGGGAAGGGGAAAGAUCGCGAUUAAGAGGAUCAAUAACUCUACGAGCCGUCAGGUUACGUUCUCCAAGCGAAGGAAUGGAUUGUUGAAGAAAGCUAAGGAGCUUGCGAUUCUCUGCGAUGCUGAGGUUGGUGUUAUCAUCUUCUCUAGCACCGGUAGGCUCUACGAAUUCUCCAGCUCCAGCAUGAAAUCGGUCAUAGAGAGAUACAGCGAUGCCAAAGGGGAAACCAGUUCAGAAAAUGAUCCCGCUUCAGAAAUUCAGUUCUGGCAAAAGGAGGCUGCGAUUCUAAAGCGACAGCUACAUAACUUGCAAGAAAACCACCGGCAAAUGAUGGGGGAGGAGCUCUCUGGACUAAGUGUAGAAGCUUUACAGAAUUUGGAAAAUCAGCUUGAAUUGAGCCUUCGUGGGGUUCGAAUGAAAAAGGAUCAAAUGUUAAUCGAAGAAAUACAAGUACUCAACCGAGAGGGGAAUCUCGUGCACCAAGAGAAUUUAGACCUCCACAAGAAAGUAAACCUAAUGCACCAACAGAACAAGGAACUACAUGAAAAGGUUUCAGAGGUUGAGGGUGUGAAAAUCACAAACAAGAAUUCUCUUCUCACAAAUGGUCUAGACAUGAGAGAUAACUCAAGCGAACAUGUCCAUCUUCAGCUCAGCCAACCGCAGCAUGAUGAGACGCAUGCAAAAGCUAUCCAACUCAACUAUUUUUCCUUCAUUGCAUGAUGAUAUAUUCGGUGUGCCGACACACUUAUGUUGACCUCAUCGGAAUCAUAUCUCAAUUAACUGUAUCAGUUUGCAAUCCCUUUCUAUCAAACACCAGCUUUGAACCUUUUUAAACGUUCUUCUCUCUGCAAAGAACCUUGGUUUGGCGUUUAAGCAUGUACUUUGCAGGAUAAAGGAAUGUAGUGUUUUAACAUAAAGUUUGUCUGUGUUAUUCAAGAGGACUAAUACUUUCCUUGAUUUGUGACUUGUGAUGAUAUGGUAAAGCAAAUUGUUUUUUUUUUUUUU
Arabidopsis lyrata subsp. lyrata is the source of this 1427-nucleotide messenger RNA. RefSeq names its product agamous-like MADS-box protein AGL16. The coding region runs from base 423 to 1142 and encodes 239 amino acids. The transcript is spliced from 8 exons. Gene Ontology annotation, molecular function: protein dimerization activity; RNA polymerase II cis-regulatory region sequence-specific DNA binding; DNA-binding transcription factor activity, RNA polymerase II-specific. NCBI's taxonomy places the organism in Eukaryota, Viridiplantae, Streptophyta, Magnoliopsida, Brassicales, Brassicaceae. Gene Ontology annotation, cellular component: nucleus. Gene Ontology annotation, biological process: positive regulation of transcription by RNA polymerase II. The record is from RefSeq and is a predicted model, not a curated record.